This is a messenger RNA of Plasmodium gallinaceum, 3723 nucleotides long. RefSeq names its product cdc2-related protein kinase 4, putative. The transcript has a single exon. The record is from RefSeq and is a predicted model, not a curated record. The coding region runs from base 1 to 3723 and encodes 1240 amino acids. Gene Ontology annotation, cellular component: nucleus; cytoplasm; cyclin-dependent protein kinase holoenzyme complex. Gene Ontology annotation, biological process: regulation of G2/M transition of mitotic cell cycle; signal transduction; regulation of gene expression. Gene Ontology annotation, molecular function: cyclin-dependent protein serine/threonine kinase activity; ATP binding; cyclin binding. Lineage: Eukaryota; Apicomplexa; Aconoidasida; Haemosporida; Plasmodiidae.
AUGGAUAAAGUAACUUCAAAGCGAAUUAAAAAUAAUGUUUUAAAAAUUGAAAAAAGUUGUAAUGGUGAAAAGAAAAACUUAAAUAAAAGAAAAGUAAACAUGAAUAAAAAAAAAAGUGUUUUUGUUAAUGAAUUGAAAAAUGAAGAGGUUAUUAAAAAAAAUUUAAAAAAAGUCAAAAAUGAUAAAAUUUCAAAGAAUGCAAAAGAAAAGUUAGAAUCAACCUACUUAAUUAACACAAGAAACAAAGAAAACCUUAAAAAAGAAACACUUUUUAAAGAUUUAGAUAAAGAAAAAAGGAUGUCCAAUUUAAAUAGAGCAGUCGCAAUAAAGGGAAGAAAAAUUAUGAUUCCAGAAGAUUCUGUAAAUUUUUUGGUAAAUAAAAAAAAUGUUAAUUUGAACAGUUCAAAUUAUGAUAUUAUGAACUAUUUUCAAAAUAAUAAUAUUGAUACUAAUAAUUAUGAUAAUUUAAUAACAGAUAAUUAUAAUAAUCCUAAUUCUAAUAAUAAUAUCGAUGAUCAUAAAAGUUUAUUAAAUCAAAAUAAUUAUCUAAGUUUGAAAAACAAUAUAGAAUGCAAUUUAAUGAAUUAUAAAAAAUCAAAAUUAGAUAAAAUUCAUUUACAGAAUUUUAAUAUGAACAUUUAUAAAUCAAAUGAUAUAUCAAACAGCGAAACUAAUGUUGAAAAUAAAAAUGAUAUAUAUAUUAAUGAUAAUGAAUAUAUAAUAGAUAAUGCAAUUCUAUUAAAUGAAAAAAAAUUGCAAAAUAGUAAUAUUUUAGAGAUUAGCAAUAAGUCUUUUAAAGAAUCCAAAGGACUUAAUGAAAUAUUUGAUAUGAAUAAUUCAAAAGCAUCUAUUUUAUUAAGUAGAAAUUCUAUUUACACAUGUAAGGAUGAUAAUGUUAAUCAUAACAUUAUGAAUAAUAAUAAAAAUAAUAUAAAUGUUAAUGAUGAUAAUAAUAUUGUUAAUAAUAAUAAUCUUAAUAAUGGUAAUAAAAAUAACACGAAUAAUAUGAGUAUUGAGAAGGAUUUAAUAGAAAAAAAUGAAUGCAAAAAUGAAGAUAAUUAUAUUUAUAAAUAUAAAGAAAGAAACAAAGAGUAUCUAGAUUCCAUUAAUCUACCAUUUAAUAAUAAAAGUGAAGGAAAUAAAGAUUUACUUAUUAGUUCUAUUCAUAAUAGAAAUAUUUUAAAGAAUACUAAGUAUAAUGAAGAAUUGUUCUCCAAGAAUUUAAUUAAUUUUGAAAAUUUUUGUUCUUACAAAUUUAAAAAAAAUAUAAAUAAUAACAUAAUUAAUAAUAUUUGUAAUAUGUAUGAAGAAGAUGCAAAUUUUAAUGUUUUUAUUAAUAAAAAAAAAAUUGAAAAUGCUAAAAUAAAAGAUGAUUUUUUUAAGUUGAAAUCAAAUUCCUUUUUUCCCAUAAAAAAUGAUCAUUUUGAAGGAGAAAAAUUGUUUAAAAAACCAAAGAUAUCUUUAUAUAAUAUUUUGAUGAAAAAAAAUAAAUUUGAAGAUGCAACAAAACUAGAAAACAAAGAAAGUGAUAAAGCAUCAAACAUACUUUUAAAUCAUCAAGAUUUACUAAUUAAUAAAAGAGAAAAAAUUAUUAUAAACAAUGAUUCUAAUACAAAAAAUAUAAUGAAAAAUUAUAUAAAAAAUUUCUGGUUUAUUAGUAAAAAAGAGUUUUUUGGUAAAUAUUCAAACUCAUCUUUAAAAUUAGAAAACAGAGAAGUGGAAAAAUUAAAAGAGUUAAUUUCAUUUCGAUCUAAUGAAAAUUAUUCUAUCGAUGACCUUUUUAAUGAAAAUAAUGAUAUUAUUGAAGAAGAAUUUCUUAUAAAAGAUUAUAUUACAGAUGAAAAACUAAAAAAUUUUAGUUUAGAUUUAAUAGAUGGUUUUUUAUACGAUAAACAAUCUUUAUAUGAAAGAGAAAUGAUAGAAAAUGAAAAAAUAUUUACUCAUAUUUCUUUUAAUCAUAAAAAUUAUGAUGUAAAAAUAGAAAAACUAUUAAAUUUAUUUCCAAGAGAUUUUAUGAAAAAAUAUAAAAUUGUUAAAAAAUUAGGAGAAGGAGUAUAUGGAAAAGUAUUUAAUGCUGAAUCAUUAGAUGAUUCUUAUUUAAAUUUCGCCAUUAAAGUUCUUAGAUAUUUUUGGCCUAAUUUCAAGUAUAAAUUUGGUUCAGAAGAAUUUGCAAUAAAUGAAUUUAAUAUUAUGAGAAUUUUAUUUCAUCCUAAUGUGGUUUGUCUAUUAGACAGUUUUAGAGUUCAUACCUACAGAAAAGGAAAAGUGAAAUGCCAUAGAAAUCAAAAAGCAAGAAAUGAAAAUGUAUCGGCAGAAUAUGAUUUCAGUUUUCAGAGACACAGAAAAGUAGAAAGAAAUCAGUACUCUCCAUCUCUUGAUACAAUAGAAAGAAAUAAUAAAUAUAAAAAUUUGAUUGCAAAAAAUUAUAUAACUAUUGAAGAUUUAGAAAAAGAUUUAGUUCUUUAUAAUAUAGAUAAAGAUAAUUUAAAAGAUACAAAAUUUAACACUGUGAAUAGAAAUAUUAAAAGUUUAAGAAGUUAUAAUAAUGAUAUUAAUAACAGUAAUAAUCAUAGUUAUUCUUCUACAACAUGCAAAAAAGAUAUAAAAAAGGAGAGAAGCAAUGAUAUUUCUUCUAAUCAUCUAAGAAAAAAAAUGAAAACAUCGGUAUGUAAAAAUUGCUUAAAUAGAAAUGAUACAAAUAAAACAAAAAAUAAAAGUUUAGAUAAAUUAAAAUUUAGAAAACAUUCCAAAAAAUUAAAAAAAAUAGAAAGUAAAAAUAAUGAUUAUAUUGAAAACUGGGAUUUGUUUCUAGUAAUAGAAAAGUGUGAUUGUAGUUUAAAUGAUAUUUUAAAUAAAGCAAAAAAGAAGCAUUCGUUAUUUAUUCAACACAUUAAGCAAUGUACAGCUCAAUAUUUACCUAGUGAAAGAAUAGAUAUGUGUUAUGAUCAUAUACAUAAUUAUGUGAAAUAUGUAUAUUUGCCUUUAAAAAAAAUUGAAAACCGUUCAUUUUAUCCAGAAAUGCCAUCUUUAACAGAAAUGCAAACAAAAGUGAUAAUAUAUCAAAUGUUACAAGGAAUAAAUCAUUUUCAUAAAAAAUUUAUAAUACAUAGAGACAUCAAACCCGCCAAUACUCUUAUCAAAAAUAUUCAGUAUUUAUCAGAUGGUUUAAAUGAUUCUAAAGAAUGGAUAGUUAAAAUUGCUGAUUUUGGGUUAGGUGUAUAUGAUCAUUUCUUAAAAGCAGAAACAAAAGAUUGUAAUAUUAUCACUUUACAAUAUAGACCACCUGAAAUAUUAUGUAACAGUACUGUUUAUAAUUACUCUGUUGAUAUAUGGUCUGUUGGUAUAACAAUGUGUGAAUGUUUAUUAGGAUUUGUUCCAGUAACAUCUAAGUUUGAAUCAUCUGUUUUAUUUAAAAUUUUAGUCUUUAGAGGAUUACCAGAUCAAAAUUUCGAUGAUUUAUUAAAAAAGGAAUUUAUUGGAGAAUUACCAAAAUUUAAAACUGACAGAAUUAAAAUGUUACAAAUUAUUUUCACAGAUAUAUAUGGUAGAAGAAUUUUAGGUGAUGAUGGUAUUGAUUUAAUUGAUCAAUUUUUAAGUUAUGAUUAUAAAAAUAGAAUUACAGCAAAUCAAGCAUUAAAACAUAAAUGGUUUGAAGAUGUUCAUCUUUAUUUAAAUGAUGACUUAUUGAGAUAUUAUAAGAAAAACGGAACUUACUAUUUUUAA